Messenger RNA from Cicer arietinum (chickpea), 1021 nucleotides. Its product is annotated as small ribosomal subunit protein eS8-like. Gene Ontology annotation, cellular component: ribosome. Lineage: Eukaryota; Viridiplantae; Streptophyta; Magnoliopsida; Fabales; Fabaceae. The record is from RefSeq and is a predicted model, not a curated record. Gene Ontology annotation, biological process: translation. Gene Ontology annotation, molecular function: structural constituent of ribosome.
AAAAAAAAAAGCCCAAUUUCGUAACCCAUCUAGGUUUGAUAUAUGUUAGGGUUUAUCAGAAAUAUAGUCGUCACAUAGAUACAGAGAGAGGGAGAGGGAGAAAGGGAGAGAGCGAGCGAGUUCAAGCUUCAUCAAGAUGGGUAUUUCUAGGGAUUCCAUGCACAAGAGGCGUGCCACUGGUGGCAAGAAGAAGGCCUGGAGAAAGAAGAGAAAGUACGAGCUUGGUCGUCAGCCAGCAAACACUAAAUUAUCAAGCAACAAGACAGUCAGGAGGAUCCGUGUUCGAGGGGGUAAUGUGAAGUGGAGAGCUCUUAGAUUGGAUACUGGUAACUUCUCAUGGGGUAGUGAAGCAGUAACUCGCAAGACUCGUCUUCUGGAUGUGGUUUACAAUGCCUCAAAUAACGAGCUUGUCCGAACACAGACUCUUGUUAAGGGUGCUAUUGUCCAGGUGGAUGCUGCACCAUUCAAGCAGUGGUACCUUCAGCACUAUGGUGUUGAAAUUGGUAGAAAAAAGAAAUCAGCUGCAGCCAAGAAGGAUUCUGUAGAGGAGGUUGAAGCCGCCACUGAAGAAGCCAAGAAAAGUAAUCAUGUGCAGAGGAAACUUGAGAACCGUCAAAAAGAUCGUCAGCUAGAUUCCCACAUUGAAGAGCAGUUUGGUGGUGGUCGUUUGCUGGCCUGUAUUUCAUCUCGUCCUGGUCAAUGUGGCAGGGCUGAUGGGUACAUCCUUGAAGGUAAGGAACUGGAAUUUUACAUGAAGAAGUUACAGAGGAAGAAGGGAAAGGGUGCUGCUUAAUUGUAGUGUUUUCCGUCUUAUAUAUGACUUCAUUUGUUUUUAAUAGUGCAACAAUAUUUGGUACCUUUCAAGUUGAUGUCAUUUGCUUUGGAUGAGACAAUGUUUAUUGGACAACCUUUAGGUUGAUGCCCUAAGACUUCUUUAGUGUCAAACCUUCACUAGUUUUGUGACAGUUUAUAAAAUUUUUUGUCUUAAUUUAUUCUUAUUACUGAAUAUUAUACUACUUCA